GGCGUGCGAGUGCCGGUGAAAAUAGAUUUAAACAGUUUUCCCCCAUUUUUCGUGCCAUUGGGUUCAAGUGUUCAAAGGCCAAAAGUGCAUGUUAUCACCAGAAAUAAGAAUUGCAGUUUAAAGCAAUCUUGGGGACUCACUGGCGGCGACAUAAAGCCAAAGUCAUUUUAUCUGCCCUCCACCAGCGCAGUCAUGGACUUCAGAAAGCAUUUGGGUUUAUUGGCACUCGUCCUGGUCGCCGUACUCGCGUUUUACGGGCGCCCAGUGGACGCCUGCAGCUGCAUGCCCGCCCACCCGCAGACGCACUUCGCCCAGGCGGACUACGUUGUACAGCUGCGAGUCUUCCGCAAAUCAGACACCAUUGAGCCGGGCAAGACCACCUACAAAGUUCGCAUCAAGCGCACCUACAAGGCAACUCCCGAGGCGCGGCGAAUGCUUCGCGAUGGUCGCCUGGCCACGCCCCGCGAUGAUUCGAUGUGCGGGAUUAAACUGGAGCUGGGAAAGAUCUAUAUCGUGGCGGGAAGGAUGCCGACCCUGAAUGUUUGCAGCUACUACAAGGAGUACACCAAGAUGACGAUCACGGAGCGACACGGCUUCAGCGGUGGCUAUGCCAAGGCCAGCAAUUGCACAGUUGCCCCGUGCUUUGGUCAACACUGCUUCAAGUUCCGACCACACGCAGACGAGUGCAAGUGGUCGCCGUUCGGAAAAUGCGAGACGGACUACAGUGCCUGCAUGCCGCACCAAAGGCAGACGCCCAAUGGAGUGAUUUCCCGGUGCAGCUGGCGACGCACGCAGCUGUACAGAAAGUGCCUGAGCAAUCCGUAAAGUCCGUCGGAUUUAUAGAUAGAGUCAGUCCCCCAAGUCCGCUUGUCCUUGUUAUGCCUCCAUUUCGCCCACACCCUCCCACUCUCUGUCCAGAGCUUUAAUACGUACGUUAUGCCUAAUGUGUUAUUUAUUAAUUGAUGCUUUUGAACUUGUAACCGGCUCCAUAGCAGCAACUUAAUUAGUGUCUA
This is a messenger RNA of Drosophila takahashii, 1013 nucleotides long. RefSeq names its product Tissue inhibitor of metalloproteases (gene Timp). The record is from RefSeq and is a predicted model, not a curated record. Gene Ontology annotation, molecular function: metalloendopeptidase inhibitor activity; protease binding. Gene Ontology annotation, biological process: negative regulation of membrane protein ectodomain proteolysis; negative regulation of endopeptidase activity. Lineage: Eukaryota; Metazoa; Arthropoda; Insecta; Diptera; Drosophilidae. Gene Ontology annotation, cellular component: extracellular matrix.